This is a messenger RNA of Malaclemys terrapin pileata, 2661 nucleotides long. Its product is annotated as heme-binding protein 1-like. Bases 930 to 1886 code for a protein of 318 amino acids. NCBI's taxonomy places the organism in Eukaryota, Metazoa, Chordata, Testudines, Emydidae. The record is from RefSeq and is a predicted model, not a curated record. The transcript has 6 exons.
UUUGUGAAGCGCUCCGAAACUUCUGUGCUGGAGAUGCAGUAGUUGCUUGUUGGCAGCAACACUUUGCAAGAGCACCCACCGCUUACCUGCAACAUUUCCCCUGGGAAUACUUCCCCUGGUGUGAAAUGUCCACUCAGUAACAGAAACGUAGCUUCUGCAUUAGAGCAACAUUUAUGACAUUGUGCUGUCACAGCCUCCGCUUAUUUGCAUCCGUUUUUUGUGGCAAACCCAGACAAAAUGCCAAGCAGUUUCUCACCGAAAGAAAAAGUACAGAUUAUCCACGACUGUGGCGCUCUGGGGGCUCUGCAAAGCCAAGUGGGAGUUGCCCAGGUUGGCUGUAUGUGGAAUGUGGAAGCAGAAGGAUAAGCACGAAGACAGACAGUCAAAUAGCAGCUGGAAGCGUGGGCAUGAAGGGAAACGCGGCUGCUGUCGACUAGUCUCGUUAUAUGGUUCUACCUGCUGGACCCGCAAUCGAGGAAAACCCCCUUCAGCUUGCUGCUUCCCUGGGGUUGAAUGAUCUUAAGGCAAGUGACAGUUUACCAGAUGGAAGAAAUGCUUCAAUGUUGCUUACAAAAACGGGCAUGGUGAGAAACAGCCAGCGGACAAACCAGCAGGGGCAGUGUGAAAAACUUCCUCACAUUUUCCAAGCUGAUGUCUCCAAUGCUGAUUAAACGGGACUUUAUUUCAAAGGGCUCUGCCAGAGGACAGGUCGAGGAGGAGGGAAAGCUUUAAAGGACACAGGGGAACUGUGCUCGUUGGUGCCAAUGUGGAUGGGAGUGACCCCCCCUGAACAACGUUCCCCUUCCAGUCAACAUGGAAAAAGAGGACUUACCUGCUGGCGAUGAGGAUUUGCUCCCGUUCGGAGAGCUGCCCGAUGUGGAAUUACCGAGCUGCAGCUGCUGCAAGGCCAGAGAAACACGCUUGUGUUGAUGAAACAUAUUCUAAUCCAGGGAGUGAGGACGAGCGAUUUUGAUGAAGUUCCACGUCCGACAAACGCCGAGCGGUUGAAGGCUUUGCACACGCUCUGGCACUUUUCCCGGGUAGCGGGACUUGGUGACAGGGUCUGCAGGACAUGGGGUCCCAUCUUCAAAACAAAACUGGGUUUGUUAAUUUGCUUCUGCUGCUUCUCAAUAUUCUUUCAGCCGAACAGGAAUUGUGGCGUUGGCAUGGCUCGCAUUACCCUGGAGGACCUCAAUGGAUUGGACGAUGAAUCCCUCGAUGAAGAUGAGGAGCCAAUGGAUGGGGAAGAACAGAACAGGCUGUUCUCUCAUUGGGAAACAGUGGCCAGCACCCAUCAAGUGACUCUUCCUCAAGAGAUGGCGGGUCCCAUCGUGCAGAUGACGCAGCACAGCCAGGUGCGUGAGCCGGUGCCCUAUGUCACCCUGCUGCAGCAUGAGAAGUGUGAGGAGCGCCUGUACCCAGCGGGGAAAUGGGCCUGCGUCACCAAGGGGGAGCCGAUGUACGAACAGAGCAUCUCCAUGGGCUUCAUGAAACUCAUGCGCUACAUCUGCAAGGAGAACUCCACAGGCCGCUACCUGGGCAUGACGGUGCCUGUGGUGAACGAGAUCCGCCUGAGUGAGGAGGGCACUGAGUUGCUGCGGGACGUCACCACUACCUAUUACCUCCCAGGGGAGUUCCAGCCCGACCCCCCUCUCCCCACGGACCCUGACAUCCGCAUUGUGGAGAGACAGCCGCUCCGCGUCCUGACCAGGGUUUUCUACGGGGUGACGUCGGAAGAGACGAUCCUCCGGGAGAUCCGCCUUCUCUGGGAGCUGCUGGGCUCCACAGACACCGUGCUGCGGGAAAGCUACAUGGUGGCUGCCUACGAGAACCCCAGCGUCCCUCAGCGGCGCAAUGAGCUGUGGUUCAUCCGGCGGGCAGAAUGAGUGCAGCGCAGCCCCGUGCUGGCCCCACUUUCGAUGGCAGUUCUGGCUGAAGGAGAUGAAUGCACAGCCUGACGCACUGGGCGCCGUAGAGCUGCGCUGGACCCGAAGAGGAGACCUGCUCCACGCCCAGCCCCGGGAAAACCAGCAUGUGCCAAAUGGCUGGCCGGGGUCCAUCUCACGCCUGCAGGGGGCAGUGUGCCAUCGUGCACUGAGUGUGGCUGGGCACAUGGGGGCCGGCUGGCCAGGCCGGGUGCUUGUGCCAGGGUGCCGGCCUGGGCUCGAGGUGUCAGGCCUGACUUGAGUUUGCAGUGCUGGGCCAGGCACCUGUGUGUGGCUGUGGUUGAAAAGGUCUCUUGGGCGAUGGCUGGGGGGGGCACUGAGCAUUCCUCUGUGUCUUGCCUGCUGAGGGAGGGUCUGUGCUGCAGCCAGUGGGGAGCCCUUGCCCUGCUCAGAGCAGGGCUGUGUGUGUGCAUGCCCAGGAACAGAGACUGGUGGUGCCCACAAGCAAAGCUGGGAUCCUGUAGGACUCUCCUUCGUAUCAGCCCAGCUGUGUGCCCGUGGCGGGCAGCCCCUUCCUGUUGGUCAGCGCCCGCCACGCUGCUACUGCGCCUGUGGCCACCAGGUGUUAGUCCGGCCCUUGGCCCUGGGCUGAGCAGAGGGGCAGCAGCAGGGUCGCUGUGUGUUGUGUUGUGCAUUGAUUGGUUGGUUUCACACUCAUACGUGGUGCUGGGAGAGGCUGGCAGCGCGAACCUGAAAUAAAUCCAGCUCAAACCAC